CUGGGACGAGAGUGUGGUCUAGUGGUUGGGGGGGGGGGGGCGGGGAGCCCGGGCCCUGGGUUCUGGCCAGUGGCUAAAUUUGGGGCCUGCGAAUUCCUGGUGCCGGUGCCAGGGCCCAGCUCGGCUUACGGGGAACUGAUCUCUCCUCGCGGACCGGGGUGGGGGGCACAGCCCUGCCCCCCAGCCUGGAACUAACUCAGGGUUAGUAGGGGUGGCUGCUCCUGUCCCCCCCCCCCCCCCCAUGGCUGGGCGGGAGCCCAGGCUCGAAGCUCUCCUGCUCUAACCACUAGGCGUUACUCCCUCCCCUUCCCCCGGGUCCAGGCUGCCCCGCUCUAACCACUAGACCUGCCCCCCCCCCGUGCUGGAGGGCGCCCAGCGGCGCUCCCGCCCCGGCUCCUUCCUCCUCCCCCCGCUUCUGCUUUCGCUUCCUGCCGGGGAGCGGCCCCACGCGGGGCGGGGCGGGCCGGGCGGCGGCGGCGGGCGGGCCGGGCGCGGGGCAGGCGGGCCGGCCGGGCGGGCGGGGGUCCGCGGGGGUCGCCAUGACGUCGGUGUGGAAGCGGCUGCAGCGCGUGGGCAAGCGCGCCGCCAAGUUCCACUUCGCGGCGGGAUUCCAGGAGCUGGCGCUGGAGAGCACGCGGCGCUGGCAGCCCGACAAGCUGGUGGUGGUCUGGACCCGGAGGAACCGCCGUAUCUGCACCAAGGCUCAUAGCUGGCAGCCAGGCAUCGAGAACCCGUACCGCGGCCUGGUGGUCUGGAUGGUGCCCGAGAAUGUGGACAUCACCGUCACCCUCUACCGGGACCCGCACGCCGAGGAGUAUGAGGACAAGGAGUGGACGUUCGUCAUUGAGAACGAGUCGCGGAAGGUGCUGGCCUCGGUGGCCGUGAACCUGCAGCGCUUCGCCCGCCCGACCCCGACGCAGACGGAGCUGCGCCUGCGCCUCCGCCCGCGCUCCACCAAGGUGGUGGCGGCCACGCUGCAGCUCACGCUCACGGCCACGCUGCUGUACGAGGGCAAGGCCACGGACGACGACAUGCAGAGCCUGGCCAGCCUCAUGAGCGUGAAGCCCGGAGACAUCGGCGACCUCAACGACUUCGCCGACAGUGACGACGAGGAGCCGGGCACGCGGCGGGCACGGCCUCAGGACGGCGGCGGCCCCGGCACGGACCCUCCAGGUUUCACUGAGAUUCUCUUGCUGAGCUAUUUCACAGACCCAUCGCGGGAGCUCAACGUGCUGGCUGAGGAGGACGAGGACGCGGGGAGCAGCAGGGCGGGCGCCACCCGCCCACAACAGAGGGUCCCGGCUGCCCACAUCGCUGACGUCCCCUCCACCCCCUCCGGGGAGCCCCUCCGCCCCGUGCUGGAGCUGGCCCCGCCGGGGGCAGCCCCCGCCCCUGCCCCUGCCCCCGCCCCAGCCCCGCUCUCAGCUGCCCCCCCUGCAGUAAGUGCGACGGGUGGAGCCGGGCACAGCCGGGGGCACGUGGGGAACCCUGGGGGGCAGGGGGAAGCCCAGGACCCCCGUCGGACCCCCAACCCCGGCCCCCACCCCAGCCCCAGCCCCAGCCCCUCCCCCAGGGCCGGACAGCGGCCACCUGGGAACCCGGGGGCUGGAGAGGAGCAGAAAGGAGCCUCGUCCCCCGAGCGGCCGGCAGCUGGGAGGCCAGGCGAUGCCCCCGUGCCUGCCCCCCGGCGGCGGAAGUGCCCGGAGCCCCCUGCACCCCCUUCCGCCCCCCCUGAGGAGGCCCCGGGGCUGGUGACCUCCAGCCAGUCCCUGCUGUCGUGGUGCCAGGAGGUGACGGCCGGGUACCGCGGCAUCCGCAUCACCAACUUCACCACGGCCUGGCGCAACGGCCUGGCGUUCUGCGCCAUCCUGCACCACUUCCACCCCGACAAGAUUAACUACGAGGCCCUGGACCCGCUGGACAUCAAGAAGAACAACAAGCUGGCCUUCGACGGCUUCGCCACGCUGGGCGUCGCGCGGCUGCUGGACCCGGCCGACAUGCUCUUCCUGGCCGUGCCCGACAAGCUCAUCGUCAUGACCUACCUGUGCCAGAUCCGCGCCCGCUUCACGGGCCAGGAGCUCAGCCUGGUGCAGCUGGGCGGCGGCGACAGCCAGAGCACCUACAGCCUGGGCCAGCCCGGCCCUGCGCCCGCACCCCUCGAGCCCCCCUGGCCCCCCGCCACUGCCACCGCCAAGGAUGCUGGGAUGGAGGUCAAGGUAGGGGCCGCAAAGGAUGCUGGGAUGGAGCUCAAGGCAGCAGCUGCAAAGGUUGCUGGGGUUAAAGCCAAGGCAGGAGCCACAAAGGAUGCUGGGAUUGAGGCCAAAGUGGGAGCAGCAAGGGAUGCUGGGAUUGAGGCAGAGGUGGGGGCCCCAAAGGAUGCUGGGGUUGAGGCCAAACUGGGAGCAGCAAAGGAUGCUGGGAUUGUGGUCAAGGCAGGGCCCACAAAGGAUGCUGGGAUUGUGGUCAAGGCAGGGCCCACAAAGGAUGCUGGGAUUGUGGUCAAGGCAGGGGCUGUAAAGGAUGCUGGGAUUGUGGUCAAGGCAGGGGCUGCAAAGGAUGCUGGGAUUGAGGCCGAGGUGGGGGACCCAAAAGAUGCUGGGAGUAAGGCCAAAGUGGGAGCCGCAAGGGAUGCUGGGAUUGUGGUCAAGGUGGGAGCUGCAAAGGAUGCUGGGAUAGAGGCCAAGGCAGGGCCCCCAAAAGAUACUGGGAUUGAGGUCAAGGCAGGGGCUGCAAAGGAUGCUGGGAUUGCAGUCAAGGUGGGAGCUGCAAAGGAUGCUGGGAUAGAGGCCAAGGCAGGGCCCCCAAAAGAUACUGGGAUUGAGGUCAAGGCAGGGGCUGCAAAGGAUGCUGGGAUUGCAGUCAAGGUGGGAGCUGCAAAGGAUGCUGGGAUAGAGGCCAAGGCAGGGCCCCCAAAAGUUACUGGGAUUGAGGUCAAGGCAGGGGCUGCAAAGGAUGCUGGGAUUGCAGUCAAGGUGGGAGCUGCAAAGGAUGCUGGGAUUAAGAUCAAAGCAGGAGCAGCAAGGGAUGCUGGGAGUGAGGUCAAGGUGGGGCCUGUAAAGGAUGCUGGGACCAAGGCUAAGGCAAGGCCCACAAAGGAUCCUGGGAUGGAGGUCCAGGAAAAAGAUGCUGGGAUUAAGGUUUACAUGGAGGCAAAGGCUGCUGGGAUUGAGGCUCACACUAAGGCAAAGGCUGCUGGGACUGAGGCCAAGGCAGGGGUGACAAAGGAUGCUGGGAUAGUAGCCAUCAACAGCACCAUCCCCCAGCCAGCCCUGAAGCCCCAGGCAGAGCUGCCUGCUGCAAAGGAUUUUGGGAUUGAGGUUAGGGCACGGGCUGCAAGGGAUCCUGGGAUGGAGGUCAAGGAAAGGAUUGCAAAGGCUGCUGGGAUUGAGGCUCACACUGAGGCAAAGGCUGCUGGGACUGAGGCCAAGGCAGGGGUGACAAAGGAUGCUGGGAUAGUGGCCAUCAACGGCACCAUCCCCCAGCCAGCCCUGAAGCCCCAGGCAGAGCUGCCUGCUGCAAAGGAUUUUGGGAUUGAGGUUAGGGCACGGGCUGCAAGGGAUCCUGGGAUGGAGGUCAAGGAAAGGAUUGCAAAGGCUGCUGGGAUUGAGGCUCACACUGAGGCAAAGGCUGCUGGGACUGAGGCCAAGGCAGGGGUGACAAAGGAUGCUGGGAUAGUGGCCAUCAACGGCAUCAUCCCCCAGCCAGCCCUGAAGCCCAAGGCAGAGCUGCGUGCUGCAAAGGAUCUUGGGAUUGAGGUCAAGGUGGGGGUUGCAAAGGAUGCUGGGAUUGAGGUCAGGGCAGGGAUUGCAAUGGAUGCUAGGACUGAGGUCAAAAUGAGGGCUGCAAAGGAUCCUGGGAUGGAGGUCAAGGAAGGCAUCACAAAGGAUGCUGGGAUUGAGGCUCACACUGAGGCAAAGGCUGCUGGGACUGAGGCCAAGGCAGGGGUGACAAAGGAUGCUGGGAUCGUGGCCAUCAACAGCACCAUCCCCCAGCCAGCCCUGAAGCCCCAGGCAGAGCUGCCUGCUGCAAAGGAUUUUGGGAUUGAGGUUAGGGCAUGGGCUGCAAGGGAUCCUGGGAUGGAGGUCAAGGAAAGGAUUGCAAAGGAUGCUGGGAUUGAGGCUCACACUGAAGCAAAGGCUGCUGGGACUGAGGCCAAGGCAGGGGUGACAAAGGAUGCUGGGAUAGUAGCCAUCAACAGCACCAUGCCCCAGCCAGCCCUGAAGCCCAAGGCGGAGCUGUGUGUUGCAAAGGAUUUUGGGAUUGAGGUCAAGGUGGGGGCUGUAAGGGAUGCUGGGACUGAGGCUAAGGCAGGGCCUGCAAAAGAUCCUGAGAUGGAAGUUGAGGAAGGGAUUGCAAAGGCUGCUGGGAUUGAGGCUCACACUGAGGCAAAGGAUGCUGGGAUUGAGGUCAGGGUGGGGUCCGCAAAGGAUGCUAGGAUUGAGGUCAAAAUGGGGGCUGCAAAGGAUCCUGGGAUGGAGGUCAAGGAAGGCAUCACAAAGGCUGCUGGGACUGAGGCUCACACUGAGGCAAAGGAUGUUGGGACUGAGGUCAAAGUGGGGUCUGCAAAGGAUGCUGGGAUUGAGGUCAGGGUGGCCCCCGCAAAGGAUGCUAGGACUGAGGUCAAAGUGGGGGCUGCAAAGGAUCCUGGGAUGGAGGUCAAGGAAGGCAUCACAAAGGAUGCUGGGAUUGAGGCUCACACUGAGGCAAAGGCUGCUGGGACUGAGGCCAAGGCAGGGGUGACAAAGGAUGCUGGGAUCGUGGCCAUCAACGGCACCAUCCCCCAGCCAGCCCUGAAGCCCCAGGCAGAGCUACCUGCUGCAAAGGAUGUUGGGACUGAGGCCAAGGCAGGGCCUGCAAAGGAUGCUGGGAUGGAGGCCCAAAAGGAGUUGUCCAAGGAUGCUGGGACUGAGGCCAAGGUGGGGCCCACAAAGGAUUCUGGGACUGAGGCCAGCACAGAGGCAGCAAAGGAUGCUGGGAAAGCGGCGGUCAAUGGGGCCGCCCCCCCGGAAGCCACGAAGCCGCCUGCCGCUGAGGAUCCUGGGCUUGAGGCCGCGACAGGGGCCGCAAAGGAUGCUGGGACUGGGGUCCAUACAGAGACAGCAAAGGGUGCUAGGAAACUGGACCAGCCAGCCACGACCCCGGAGGCUGGAGCACCUGCUGCAAAGGAUGCUGGGAGCCCAGGUGCAGAGGAUACUGGGAAGAAGUGGAUCAACCGGGCCACGGCCUCACCCCCCCGGGAGCCGGAGUCGGCUGCAAAGGAUGCUGGGAAGGUGGAGGUCGGGGAGCUGGUGCCCCCGCCCCGCCACAAGCGGCUCUUGCGCUCCCUGUCGGGGGGCGGCACUGGCCCCAGCCCCACGGCGCCACUCCGGCCCCACAGCACCCGCUCCGGCCUGGCCCAUGUGCGCGAUGCCGACCUGGUGCGCAAGCGGCGCUCCCAGCUGCGCAGCGAGUCCUUCUCCCUGGACGAGGCCGAGGGCAGCGGGUCCCCCCCCCGGCCCCCCAGCACCGGUGACAGCGAAGGCGCGACGGCCCCCACCAGCGCCCGGACGCAGCUGCCCCCAGCCGCAGCCACGCAGCAGGGACCCCCGGACCCCGGCUCCCCUGACGAGGAGAGCCCGCGGUUCCAGGACACCAGCCAGUACGUGCUGGCUGAGCUGCGGGCGCUGGAGGUGGAGCAGCAGCAGCUGGACGCCCGCGCAGCCGUGGUGGAGACAGACCUGCGCUUCCUCAUGCAGUCCGGCACGGACCGCCCGCGGGAGGAGGAGCUCAUCCAGGAGUGGUUCACACUGGUGAACAAGAAGAACGCGCUGAUUCGGCGCCAGGACCAGCUCCAGCUGCUGAUGGAGGAGCAGGACCUGGAGCGCCGCUUUGAGCUCCUGAGCCGGGAGCUGCGUGCCAUGCUGGCUAUUGAAGACUGGCUGAAGACGGAGGCCCAGCAGCGGCGGGAGCAACUGCUACUGGACGAACUGGUGUCAUUGGUGAACCAACGGGACGAGCUGGUGCGGGACCUGGACAUCAAGGAGAGAAUAGCCCUGGAGGAGGACGCGCGGCUGGAGCGGGGCCUGGCCCAGCGGCGGCGGUCGGCCCGCAGGGAGCGGUGCCGCAUCACCUAGGCCAGGGGCGGGGGCGCUCGGCCCUCCCCCCCGCAGAGACUCCGGCUAUUUAUUGGCGUGUGCAACGCUUGUGCCUUCCCCCCCCGCUUCCUUUGCACUCAUUGGCUGCAGAGCCGGCAAUAAAGGAGACGUGGAUGGGA
Messenger RNA from Alligator mississippiensis (American alligator), 6253 nucleotides. RefSeq names its product EH domain binding protein 1 like 1 (gene EHBP1L1). Lineage: Eukaryota; Metazoa; Chordata; Crocodylia; Alligatoridae. The record is from RefSeq and is a predicted model, not a curated record. The coding region runs from base 540 to 6113 and encodes 1857 amino acids. Gene Ontology annotation, molecular function: protein binding. The transcript is spliced from 20 exons.